Messenger RNA from Penicillium verrucosum, 2895 nucleotides. RefSeq lists its product as uncharacterized. Gene Ontology annotation, molecular function: DNA-binding transcription factor activity, RNA polymerase II-specific; zinc ion binding; RNA polymerase II cis-regulatory region sequence-specific DNA binding. Gene Ontology annotation, cellular component: nucleus. Lineage: Eukaryota; Fungi; Ascomycota; Eurotiomycetes; Eurotiales; Aspergillaceae. Bases 1 to 2895 code for a protein of 964 amino acids. The record is from RefSeq and is a predicted model, not a curated record. Gene Ontology annotation, biological process: positive regulation of transcription from RNA polymerase II promoter by galactose. The transcript is spliced from 6 exons.
AUGCUCGCAGAACCAAGAAAACGACAUAAUGGCCAACCCCAAGCCUGCGAGCCAUGUCGCAAGGCCAAGAUUCGCUGCGACCAUGAAAGUCCGAAGUGUUCACGUUGUGCCCUGCGCAACUUGAACUGCAUAUAUCACCCUGCUCCUAUGACUAAACGCCGCCCUCCGACCUCCCACACACCCAUACACUUCGACCCAACUCUGCCAGCGGACUUACUGACGACUCAAAAUGUCUCCAGCACCUUCCAUAUUCCUAGUGAAUCUUCGGUCGGGGUAGCAAUCUCCCUCCCUCCUGCGGAGCCGAGCCCCGCUGCGAGUUCGGGGGUAACAGCCCGUUCGAGCGCAUCAAAACGGAACAUGUUAUUUCAAGAGCAGCUGGGCCAACACGAGACAACUCGCUUCUCAGCUGUCUUUGUUGAAAACCAAGAUAGCUUUGGCGCAGUGAUGGUUGAUGCCACGAACUCCGACUACCACGAGUUAGGCCGAGAGCCUGAUGUAAUGGCCAGGUCUCGCGUGGAUUUGGCUGUUAGAACACUGCUCAACUUCCCCUCUGUUCGUACAUGUGAUAUGCUUCUGACAGGAAUUCAUGAUUUAUAUGAUGUAUGGCUGUCACCAACCAUGAUCCAGCAAUGCUUGAAACAAGUAUGGACGGAAUACGCCAGUGAGCUAGGUGAGCCCCGGACGCGGGAAUCAGUGUUGAGAGUGGCGAAUGAUCUGUUUAUCAACCAGAAAAGGCCUCAUUCAACACCUGACUGCGAAUACGCAACCAAUUCUGACCAUGCUUCCUGGAUAAACUGGUUUGGCGGGCCUCAUCUACGAUGGGAAAUGAUCGGGAUCCUCUUCAGCUGGGCUGGAAUUGCAUUCAGAUGCAGACAAGAGUGGGACCCAGUAUUUGAUCUACCCGAGCAGCAUGGACGGAAUCGCAACACUGCGGCAGAGAAGAUGAGAGAGUGUGCUGCUGCCUGUGUAAGGCUUUGCGAAGGGAACUUUGAAAUCAGUGAUACCAUGGUUAUUUGUAUGAAGAAUAGCACCAGACUACAAAGCAUCAUCAUCAGUGAUGAGAGUGACCGCGUACGAGUCGACUAUGGGACUGUCCGCAGUGCUUUUAUAAGUGCAGGUUUGCAUCGCCUCGCUCCCUCGAAAGAAAUUACACCAUUCUCUCAACACCGAGCAUCACUCGCUUCGUCGAUGUAUUACCACGACAAAUGUCACAGUUUGUUCAAUGCGCGACCACCUAUGCUCAGUAGGCAUUACUGUCAAUGUCCUCUUCCACUCGAUUUAUGCGAGGAAGAUGUAUACGGGGGCCGAGAGCGACUCACUGUGGCCAUUGCACAGCUUGACUCUAAUGGCUGGAACACCAAUGGUCACAUAUACACAACAACCUGGCUUCGAGCACUGACGAUGCUUAGUCCUAUCCGGGAAGGAAUCUUGGAACUAACUCUUAGUCUCAAUUCGAAUUUUACGAAACCACAGGUAGAAGACCUACAAGUCCAGCUGGGGAAAAUAGUUGCUUCAUAUCCUCCGCACAUUCAGUACCAGGGGAACUCUAAAUUGCACGCCCAGUCAAGCUCACGAUUCCAUGAACGGAGCGCCCAGGAAACUUAUAUUAUCACCCGCAUACAACUUGAUGUAUUGCAAUGCCAUUUCCUUCUCCAGCGUCUACUUGUAUCGCGGCAAUUCAGUAGUGGCCAAGACUUGUUCGAUAUCGCCCAAGAGACAAUGUCUGUUAUCCUGUCUCUCUGGCUUAACCGCGAUCAGCUACAUGAAUUUCACCAUGCCUUUGACUGGAUUGCGGUAUCAUACGGAAUGCCCUGCGCUGGAAUUUUAUGUGUUGAGCUUCUCCGAGCAAGUAAUCUAGUACCACCUGCGACCGAAAGCGAGCCUUCAUCCACAAUCCGCGCUCACGACUGUGUUAGAUUCUCGCGGUCGGAAGUCGUCCAAAACCUGGUUAUGUUCAGAGCCUUACUUGACUGGAUACGGCCUACGGAUAACAAUGCGCAACUUAGCAAGAAGUUCAAGACGGUUUUACAGAGAAUCAUUGACGCUGUAUUUGAUUCUUUGGGGUCGUCGUGUGGCAUGCAGACACAAGAGAUGCCGAGCGAACAGCAGUCCCAGAGACACUAUGGUCCACAAGACCAGCAGCCCCCAGGACAGAAUCUACCUGCUGCGACGGGCAGAGAAACUGAUAUUGAUCCUGAAAUGAAUGCAUUCAAUGAUAUGGAUUGGCUGAACACGGUUGAUUGGACUCAGAAUGAUAUCCCGGAGUCAGUUCGGAGUGGUUUUCGAACUGUCGGAGUGGGUUACCCCGAGCGCAACAGGAGUUGCAGGCUCAUCGCCUUGGAAGUGACUGAAUUCGAAAUCGCACAUGUCCACGCCAUAAAAUCCUUGGUCGAAAAGGAGAAAAUCGACUGUGACUUUUGCCUCACAAGGUCUGUCGAUUUAUGGACCAACGAGAAAAGAGCUCAGAAGGCUACAGAUACGUACGGCACGUUGAUUUCUCGUAACCUUGACUACAUGAAGGAUGUCUUCUUUGUGUUUGGCAAGGAUGCAGAAGGUAUCUCGGAUGUCGAAGGCGCAAAGGCGCCAAAGCUUGCGCUUCUUUCACGGCAGCAAUCCUGUGGCCUCUCAUACCCCGGCGACGUCCGUCAGUCGGCAACCUUCGGGCAGCUUUAUCGUUAUAUGCAACGGCAUUUCAAUGGCUGGGAAGAUAGCGGGGCCCAAGUGGAUAAAGUUUGGACGGGAGUCAUGGGGUACAGCUGGGAUUCUCAGCCUCACAUCGGCGCCGUACCUGGGGAGGAUGGCCAGUUUGUACUUGCGGGCUUCAAUGGUCAUGGCAUGCCUCAAGCGCCUUUCUCUGCGCUUGGGGUUGCUGGUUCAGAAUGGCAUCGGGUUUGA